AAACAAUGACGAGAAGAACAUAUGUUAUUACUGCAAUGAGAUGUUCCAUAUCGAACUGUGUGAUGUUGUGAAGCGAUGCUCGGAAAAUGUGAUAUGCUAUUUGGAACGGUACUCAAAGCAUGGCAGACAGACAUUUAGAUCCGGAUGUCUAUCACAAGAGGUAUGCGCAAACGAAUCUGAAACUGCUGGUAACGACCCAAACAGAUGUGUGGACUGUUGUUCAGGAAGUUACUGUAAUUACAAGGGUUGUGGAGAGACCGGUUUACCCUCAAGGGACCAGCGCGGACCAUUAUGCUAUGACUGCGAGUAUGCGUUUUCUCCUAAUGAAUGUGACACACUGAAGUUGUGCGAUCAGGGACAGGUUUGCAGCAUAAAAGAAACUAGAUGGGGAACACAUUCUAAUUUCAAAAUGGGUUGUGCCCAUGCACCGUGCAGUCCAGUACAACGUUCUGUGCAUGUGUUGCCACGUUCAACUCCUACUUGCCAAGCCUGUUGCAGUGAGGAUUACUGUAACUUGAAUUGCACAAUGGGAUCAGGGCAUGGACAGCCUGUCAUAGUAGGAUGAAGAGGAAGUUGGAUGAACUUAACAAUGCUCAUUAUUUAUCAUCUUCGUUCUUUAAAUUUGCAUCAUGUACGUUUUGUUCACACGUGUAAGAGAAACCAGGAGCUGAUAAAUUAUAAAGGAAAUGUUGCUAUUAUAGGAUAAAACUUCAUAUAUAUAUAUAUCAAUUUCAUCAAAAUUAUCAUUAGUGUUUUGUACAAACAAAUCAGUAAAUCAGAAUGUUAAUUUAAGAAAAUGGAUUAAGGUUGUAAACGUUGACAAGAGAAUUCUUGGAAAAACAAAACACGUACUUAUAAAGAAAAGAACUAUUAUUGAAAAAAAAGAA
Molecule: messenger RNA, 887 nt
Organism: Mercenaria mercenaria
Lineage: Eukaryota; Metazoa; Mollusca; Bivalvia; Venerida; Veneridae
Exons: 7
Coding region: 41-565 (174 amino acids)
Source: RefSeq, a predicted model, not a curated record